UAAGACAAAUUAAACAAUUUUCCAUCAAAUAAAAAUACACCAAAAUCUCCUCUCAAUAUCCUAUCCCUCCAUCCUAGACCACCACCACGAUGCCACUCCCCCUCUCACUCUCCCUCCUCUUCACCCUCCUCACCCUCGCCUUCGCAACCGAUAUCCCUCGGUUCCGCGAAGCCCCAGCGUUCCGCAACGGCCCAAACUGCGCCGUUGCGGGAACACAGGGUUCAACAAUCCACAUUGCCAUGACCCUCGAUACAACAUACCUCCGCGGCUCAAUAGCCGCGGUAUUCUCAGUUCUACGCCAUUCGGCUUGCCCGGAAAACAUCGCAUUUCAUUUUUUAACCUCUUCCCGCCACUUCCAUAACCUCAACCGUACCAUCACCUCAACUUUCCCUUCUCUCUCAGUCUCUCUCCUCCACUUCGACCCUCUCUUAGUCCGCGGCAAAAUCUCCACCUCCGUCCGCCGCGCACUCGACCAACCCCUCAAUUACGCGCGCAUCUACCUCGCUGAACUCCUCCCGAACUCCGUCGAUCGUGUGAUUUAUCUCGAUUCCGAUCUCAUUGUCGUCGACGACGUUUCCAAUCUCUGGAACAUCGAUCUUCGGGCCCACGUAUUGGGUGCUCCAGAAUACUGUCACGCUAACUUCACCAGCUACUUCACCCCGAAAUUCUGGACCACCUCAGAACUCUCUAGAACCUUCCAGAAACGAGAGCGACCACCCUGCUACUUCAACACCGGGGUUAUGGUAAUCGACGUAAAUAAAUGGAGAAAAGGGGGAUUCACUUCGAAACUAGAGAAUUGGAUGAGAUUGCAAAAACGACACCGUAUUUACCAACUGGGUUCAUUGCCGCCAUUUUUGCUGGUUUUUGGAGGUGAAGUUCAGAGAAUUGAGCAUAGAUGGAAUCAACAUGGAUUAGGGGGUGAUAAUAUUAGAGGGUUAUGUAGAGAUUUACAUCCAGGGCCUGUUAGUUUGUUACAUUGGAGUGGGAAGGGUAAACCUUGGCUUAGAAUUGAUUCUAAUCGUCCUUGUCCUUUGGAUAGUCUUUGGGCCCCUUAUGAUCUUCUCUAUUCCCCACCGUCGUCGUCAGCCGCGGUGUUGCUUUCCGACGGAUGAGAUUUUAAAUUAUUAGGUGGUUCAGGAUCAUCACGUCCCCGUGUGUGUACAUCAUUAGUUUUUGUAAUUAUUAAUGAUAAGAUGGAUUGGUACAAUUUGCCACCGUACCCACUCUAA
This is a messenger RNA of Chenopodium quinoa (quinoa), 1229 nucleotides long. Its product is annotated as probable galacturonosyltransferase-like 3. Bases 90 to 1112 code for a protein of 340 amino acids. NCBI's taxonomy places the organism in Eukaryota, Viridiplantae, Streptophyta, Magnoliopsida, Caryophyllales, Amaranthaceae. Gene Ontology annotation, molecular function: glycosyltransferase activity. Gene Ontology annotation, cellular component: Golgi apparatus. The record is from RefSeq and is a predicted model, not a curated record. The transcript has a single exon.